This is a messenger RNA of Colossoma macropomum (tambaqui), 2744 nucleotides long. RefSeq names its product ring finger protein 180 (gene rnf180). NCBI's taxonomy places the organism in Eukaryota, Metazoa, Chordata, Actinopteri, Characiformes, Serrasalmidae. The transcript has 8 exons. The coding region runs from base 581 to 1975 and encodes 464 amino acids. The record is from RefSeq and is a predicted model, not a curated record. Gene Ontology annotation, cellular component: endoplasmic reticulum membrane. Gene Ontology annotation, biological process: positive regulation of proteasomal ubiquitin-dependent protein catabolic process; norepinephrine metabolic process; serotonin metabolic process. Gene Ontology annotation, molecular function: ubiquitin protein ligase activity; ubiquitin conjugating enzyme binding.
GUGAAUUUAGAAUCGCGUUUUGAGUUUUAGGCGCAUGACCCUUAGCGGCCCCCGUACCAUGGGAAUGCAAGAACUACAACAAACCCGACUCAACGUGUAGUUUGUUUUUAGCUCGUAAGCUAACGCUGGGUAGCCGCAGUGCUACAGUGUUGACGAGGGCUGGAAAAAUAUCACCUAAACAAUGGCAUCCAGUCAUACGCUGAAGCUCACAAUUACUGAGACAAAGUUAGGCUUCUGUGGGUGCUGAGAAACUGCAAGCCAAAACUUUUCGCUGGUGUUUGAAAUGUACCACUUAUAUGGGCACAGACCACGAAUCGCAGAAAAACAAAAACAGGAAAUAAACGUGCAAGAAGCCGAUAUGCAGAUCAGUCUUACCUGAUGCUGACAAAGACGGAUUUCGUGUUUAGAGGGAUAACCUAAAGGGGGGAUUCCACCGAUUUCUCAAAAAUGAUCCACGAUUAAGUUGGAUACAGUACCAGACUCUGUGGGGACUGCAGAGGAACCAUCAAUUCUUCGUUGUAGAAAAUGCAGAAGAUGUGUUGCAGAUUCAACAUGCCUGCUUUUGGCAUCGAAAGAGUUCAUGGCCACAUGCAGUGUGUGGCAUGUGGAUGUUGAAACACUGCCAGAUUGGAUUCUGAAAAUAAUUAAUCAGGUUCACUGGACUGUCGGGAAGCUGAACUGUCAGUACUGUGGAGCUCGUCUGGGAGGUUUCAAUUUCAUAAACUGUCCGAAAUGUCCCUGUGGACACAAUUCAGCCGUGCACCUCAGCAAAAGCCGUGUUGAUCAGGCUGUAAAACAUUCUGUCCACUUGAGCAGACCAGGCAGGGCCAGAAGACAUGCAGAAAUACAGGCAGGAUUUCUGGGCAAUCCAAAAGAGCUAGAAGAACCAAAGGUCAGAGGCAACCUUGAGUCAAUUCCAAACCUGAAUCAGGAUCUACACCAAGUCAUCCAGAUGCUAAAAUCUGAGACAGAACUUCAGAGUAUGGCGACCCAAGUAACUCAUUUAGAUGGCGAGGCCUCUUUCAUCUCUCUCUGUAGUAGAACCCCUGAUUUGCCCCACAUCUCCCCUGUAGAUGAGGAUGUGACUGAGACAGUGGCUAUUGUGGACUCAGGCCAAGAACCACAAAGUCUUGUGUCUCUUGAAACAGAUAAUGAGGGUCCUGAAGCCCACGAAAGGCAGAUGCCUGUUCAAACAUCAGGUUAUCAAGAGAACACAGAAGGUCAUCUAGUUUACUUCACACCGCAGGAAAUGCCUUCUAUGGAAACAGAACUGGAACAAGAGCAAGAGAACAUCAUUCCGGGAACAACAGAGGAACAAAUGCAUCACACAACCUCCAGUCCUGUUCAGAACCUGACCAAGAAAGAGAAGAAUCGCUUAAAGAGCUUAAGGAGGAAGCAGAGAAAGAAAGCGCGAUGGAUUCAGAGUCAAAUUGAGGAGAAGAGUGUGAAGUGGAAUCUGACGAGCAGCGAUGACGAAGAGAAAGAAGGCUACACUUGUGCUGUGUGUUUGGAUGUGUACUACAAUCCUUACAUGUGCCAGCCCUGCAGCCACGUGUUCUGUGAGCCCUGUCUGAGGACGGUGGCAAAGAACCGGCCCAGCAGCACCCCCUGCCCCCUCUGCAGAACCCUCAUAUCACAUGUGCUCUUCCAGCAAGAGCUCCACCAAACCACCAGGACUUAUUUCCCUAAAGAAUAUCUUUCAAGAAAAGAGACUUUCCAGAAGACAAACUAUUCGAAGUGGCCCCUGCCCAGCUGCCCAAAGCGUUUCCGCAUUUUAUGGGGGUUCCAGCGACGUGGGGCUUUUACUAGCAGGUGGCAAUUUCCCCACCGAGCGUUUGGGCUAGACGGACUGGAACUGGGAGACAUGCGGGGGUGGCCUUUUGACUCUGACAUAGUGAUCGUCUCGAUCUACUCUUUUCACUGGGUGCUGGCUUUCAUCCUCUUUUGUGGCCUUUUUUACUUCUUUCUUUUCUGAUUUAAGGAGUGCACAGUUGAAUCAGAGAUGCACAAACUAGAACUGUUUUCUCUUUAAGUGCCUCAUUUUAGCUAUGAAGAUGUUACUGUAGAAGCUGUGUAUGUAUGUGUCUUUAAUUGUGUAUGUACAGGUUUGAACACCCCUGGUCAGAUUACAUGCUUUGUUGAUUCUCUAAGUGAAUAGAAGUUAACACAUCAUCUACAAGGAGAAAACUUUAAUAUAUUUUAUUAAAAAUAUAUUUUCUUUUCAAAUAUUAGUGCAUAAGGUCUUUUCAAGUUUCUUGGAAAAAAGAAAAUAUAAAAUGUGCUGUAACCUUCGCACGGGCCACUUUUUGUUUUAUUUUUUCCAAUAUUUUAAAAUCAGUGAAUAAUUGUAGUUGUGCAUUAAAAUGUGAGAACGUGUUCUCUGUAAAGAUUUAUUUUCAAUUAGAAAAUCAGAAAAAAAAUGUUAAUUUCCAGGGGCGCCCAAACGUUUGCAUACAAAGUAUGUAGCAUUUGUUGUGAAAGGUUUCUGCUAAUAUAUAGGCUGUAUCAUUGGAUGAACAUCAAGAGGAAAAUGUCAACAGUGAGAUGGCAAUGGCAAGUUUCAGCAUUUUAAAGAGGUGCUUUUAUUUAAAUGAUUCCUUUUCUGUUUGAAAUUUAAAUGUUGAUUUAACAUUUUAAUUUGUUUAAUCUGUUUUUUAAUGUUUUUGUUCCGAUUGGGCUUAAAAUGUACCUGUUGUGGGUAAUUUUCAUGGUUUGUUUUAAUCAGUAAAUAAUGUUUUAAUGUA